Messenger RNA from Thyridium curvatum, 282 nucleotides. RefSeq lists its product as uncharacterized. The record is from RefSeq and is a predicted model, not a curated record. The transcript has a single exon. NCBI's taxonomy places the organism in Eukaryota, Fungi, Ascomycota, Sordariomycetes, Thyridiales, Thyridiaceae. Bases 1 to 282 code for a protein of 93 amino acids.
AUGUCGUCCUACAUCGUCAACUUCACCACCGCCCCUCUCCGAGCUGCGACCUCGGCGGCGGUUCGUACUGCUGCUACACGGCCGUCUACCUCCCUAGCCAGCGCCGGUCAGCGCAGCGCCAUGUCAACCACGUCGGGCACGGCCGCGCCCGGUACAUUCAGCCUGGCAAACAAGCGCACUCGCAUCUUGGUCGCGACGGGUCUGUUCACGGGUGGAUUCGUGGAUGGAGCUCUCUACAUGAAGUACACGGGCAACGGGGCUAGCGGGAAGAAACAGGCUUGA